AUGGCUUCACGAACCCUCGAGACGCGCUUCGAGCGCAUGACCGUCCAGGACGAGAAUGAUCACGGGGAGGGCACGAGGCUCUACGCAAAAGGCAAGACCGUUGUUGCCUCAUCGGUGGCAGCACAACAACUCUCCCUCGGGAGCAGUCGGACAAACCUGUUCAAAGUGGCACUUCAGUCGCAGAGCCACAAUGCCGUCGCCGCCGUGACUCUCCCUUCGCAGGCUGCCCAGCGGAAAAUCAACAACCCGGCAUCGCCUACCCGCAAGCCAUUGCCGUCGGCGGGAUCAGCACGCACGUCGGAAGAAGGGCCAGAGGCGGCGGUCGGCAAGGCCUCCUCGCUGGCAGAGCAGCCCGGCCUGCCGAAGCAGUUCCACCUGGGAAUGUUUGAAAUCGGCCGCCCCCUCGGCAAGGGCAAAUUCGGCCGGGUGUACCUUGCCAGGGAGCGCACCACGGGCUUCAUCUGCGCCCUCAAGGUCCUGCACAAGAGUGAGAUCCAGGGCGGCGGCGUCGAGCGCCAAGUUCGUCGCGAGAUUGAAAUCCAGAGUAACCUCCGCCACCCGAAUAUUCUCCAAAUGUUCGGCCACUUCCACGACAGCAAGCGCAUCUUCUUGAUUCUCGAGUUUGCCGGCAAGGGCGAGCUGUAUAAGCACCUGCGGAGGGAGAACCGCUUCCCGGAGUGGAAGUCGGCUCAGUACAUUGCCCAGAUGGCCUCGGCCUUGAGGUACUUGCACCGCAAGCAUGUUAUUCACAGGGAUAUCAAGCCUGAGAACAUCUUGGUGGGCAUCCACGGCGAGAUCAAGAUUUCCGACUUUGGCUGGAGUGUGCACGCUCCUAAUAACAGGCGAAAAACCAUGUGCGGAACGCUGGAUUAUCUACCGCCUGAGAUGAUUAAGCCUGGGUCGUCGGAUAAUUAUUACAAUGAAAAGGUGGACUUGUGGAGUUUGGGGGUUUUGACGUAUGAGUUCCUUGUUGGAGAGGCUCCGUUUGAGGAUACGCCAGUCAUGACCCAGAGAAGGAUUCAAAGGGCGGAUAUGUCGAUUCCGUCGUUUGUGAGCCCGGAGGCUAGUGACCUCAUCAAAAGACUUCUUGUCCUUGACCCCGAGAAGAGAAUCUCUCUUGAGCAAGUCCAGGUCCACCCUUGGAUUGUGAAGCACUGUGUUAAAGGAGAGCGAGCUACCAACCGUGAGAAGGGGCGUUGA
Molecule: messenger RNA, 1200 nt
Organism: Metarhizium brunneum ARSEF 3297
Lineage: Eukaryota; Fungi; Ascomycota; Sordariomycetes; Hypocreales; Clavicipitaceae
Product: Serine/threonine-protein kinase ark1
Biological process (GO): mitotic spindle organization; protein phosphorylation; regulation of cytokinesis
Cellular component (GO): spindle midzone; spindle microtubule; kinetochore
Molecular function (GO): protein kinase activity; ATP binding
Source: RefSeq, a predicted model, not a curated record